GAUUAUCACAAAAACAAGAACAAAAAGAGAGCCUAAUUCUCAUUUACAGAAAGGCCACUUGACAUUGCUCUGAUGAUGUAAAAGGUCCUUAAAGUAAAAAAUAGAUUAUAUUUAUACUCACUUUCUUCAAGCCUCCUUUGCAUGACUACAGCAGUUUAAAGUGGCCUGGGUAUAAAUGAAAAUAAGUCCUUAAGGACAAAGAGGAAGAAUUUUCUUAACUAAAGAGUAUAGGCCUUAUUCUCAUUUACACAAGGGCCCCUUUAAUCCACUCUGGUACUAUAAAGUGCCCUAAAAUUAGGUAUAAAUGUACAUUGAUAUUAAGGCCAUUUUAUAUUGCCAUAGUGGGAUAAAUGGACCCUGCCAGGCCCAUAUUUUUUCCUGAACCAAUGGAAACCAAACACGGAAGUACAGAGAAGUCCUUUUACGUGAGAAAUUUAAGAACUUGUUGAAAGAAUAAGCAUUAGAAGUAGACAAAUAAUUUUCAACAAAUAAUAUUUUGCAAAUUUUUGCCUGUGGAAUGCUACUUAGAUUUUCUGCACCCAGAGCCUACCAAUGCACACACACUCAUGGCUUAUUGCUUUGGUGUGGGCUAGUGACAUCUGAAUGUGGUUCAGAAAGCUGAAAAAUAUUAACUGUUUUCUCUUCUUUUCUGUUGGUCUCUUUUUGGUUCAUUCUAACACUUCUGAAAAUCACUUACUCCCCCUUCCUAGCAUCCCAGCUCUGAACUAGUUGCCUCUGCUAUUAGUCGGUCAGCAGUUAGUUUUCACCUGUGUUAUGGAGCCACAUGGUUUAAUGAAGACAAACACUUCUCAUACAUAGUACAAGUGGGAAACAAUAUUUAGCAAGUUUAAAGAGUAAGGUAAUUCUAUAUUAUUUGUUAACGUGAUCUGCAAUUUUGUUUUUACAUCUUAACAUCAGCAGUUGUUAUCCUGCCUGCUUACAGCAAAGGGUAUUCUGAAGUGAAAAUCAACAUGCACAGUACAUUUUAAUGGCCAGGGCAAAAUGAACACUUCUACUAGUGAACUGGAGAUGGAGACACAGACAACAACAUAUUACUAUGAACAGGAUGAUGCAGCACCAUGUUCAAAUGACGUCAAACAAUUUGCAUCCCAGUUUCUGCCACCGCUGUACUCCUUGGUGCUGAUAUUUGGCCUGGUGGGCAAUGCACUAGUUGUGCUGAUCCUGAUAAAAUACAAGAGGCUGAGAAGCAUGACUGACAUCUAUCUGCUGAAUCUGGCAAUUUCCGAUUUGCUUUUUAUUCUUUCCCUGCCAUUUUGGGCUUACUACGCAGGACAUGAGUGGGAUUUUGGAAAUGCAAUGUGUAAAAUUCUUUCAGGGGUCUAUUAUGCUGGCUUCUACAGCGGAAUGUUUUUCAUAAUACUUUUGACAAUAGAUAGAUAUCUGGCCAUUGUCCAUGCAGUGUUUGCUUUAAAAGCUAGGACAGUUACCUAUGGCAUCCUCACAAGUGUUGUCGUUUGGGGUGUUGCAAUAUUAGCCUCUCUUCCAGGGUUAAUAUUCCAUAGUGUUCAAAAGGAAGGUCUUCAAUGGACUUGCAGCUCUCAUUAUCCAUCAAAUUAUGAAAAAGAAUGGAAGCAAUUCCUGAUUUUAAAGAUGAACAUCCUGGGACUUGUCAUUCCAUUUGUCAUUAUGAUCUUCUGCUACAUAGAAAUUAUAAAAAUAUUACUGAGACGUAGGAAUGAGAAAAAACACAAGGCAGUCAGACUUAUUUUUAUCCUAAUGAUUGUUUAUUUUCUCUUCUGGGCACCAUACAACAUCAUUGUUCUCCUGUACACUUUUCAAGAUUCAUUUUCCCUAAAUAACUGUAAGAGCAGCAGUCAGUUGGAGUUAGCAAUCCAAGUGACAGAAGCGAUUGCAAUGUUCCACUCUUGUGUCAACCCCGUGAUCUAUGCCUUUGCUGGUGAAAAAUUUCGGAAAUAUCUUUAUACCUUUUUCCAAAAAGACAUUGCAAUCUACCUCUGCAAACCGUGUCCAGCUCUUCAUGGUGAUAAAUUAGAACGGGUUAGCUCCACAUACACGCCAUCCACUGCAGAGCAUGAUAUCUCCAUUGGUUUGUAAAGUGCAUUUGAAAUGUAGCCAGUAAAAGUUUCAUCCUCCUUUUAACUUAAAAUGUUGUGGAAUGAAUCAGUUUUUUUAUGGUGUUUGCCCUUAAGAACUGUACAGUUACCAGUCCCAGUAGCUAUUUUUUUUUUGUGGCAUUGCAGCAUUUUUCUGUGUGGCAUUGUGGCAUUCUCAUUCUCUGUGCAGUGAAUGCUACCAACUCCACAGGAAUUCUAAAUACUGCUGUUCGAUAAGCAUCCACUUCAACAUGGAAUCCAAUAUAAUAAGGGUUUGUUCUCUGGAUGUUGGCCAAUGAACAAAGUGUCAGUGUGAUUUCCUCAGGAAAUAUAAUUCAGAAGAUGGUGCGAAGAGGGCAGAGAAUGAGGUAUGUCCUCUUUCAAGAACCAGUUCCUAUAUGCAAAGACCACAAGGAAAACUCUGGGAGGAAGGCAACUAUAGGAGAGUGUCUUGGUUAUUUAUAUGGGGCUUGAUGUGCCUUGUUUUACUUCGACCCUUUUCAUUCAUGGGAAUUGAUGACAAAAACAGCUUUGCAACAAAAUAAGAAUAAAAGGAUCUAAAAUUACCAGGAAUUUUAAAAGUUAGUGUUUUUUUCAUAAUAUAAUCAACUACCUAUAUGGCAGGGGGAGGUUAAUGUACAGCUAUGCUUCUACCCUAUUUUUCCCACAGGGCACGAAGCCUUCUUAAAUUGCCAUGAAAAAGAGUGUUUGGAUAAACAGGGGAAUAAAAGAUUGUGCACAUUUCUGUUGAGGGAUAUGACCGACCUUCUGUUAACCAGAAUUGCAGCAAACAGGUCUAUUCUAUUAACCAGUGACUAUCUCUUUAAAAUAAUCCUUUCCCCUUGACUAUUGAGUUACAUUAAAUUAUUUAGAAUUCAGUUUUAUGCAUGUAAUUAAAACAUUCAAUUACUUAUACCUUUAAGGGCUAACUUUCUUUAAAGGGGCUGUGACAGAGUGUGAAUAAUCUUAGGCUGACUCACCACUUAGUAAGCAUCCUUACAUGGGGCAAAUUAGGGAAACAAUUGGCUAAAGACUAAAUGAUUAACCAGUUAACCAGGUGGCUCAUCUCAUCAGCUGAGGACAGCUAAAAGAGAGAUAGGAAGAGAGGAGAGGGGUAGGCUGCAAGGGAAGACCUGAGAAGCCAAGAGUCUCAAAAAGGUAAGAAAGAUCUCUUCUCCCCACACCACCCUAUGCCUAGGAGUGUAGUAGAGAGAGAGACCCUGGAGCACAGGGCCUGGUGCAAGACCUGAGGCCUGAACCACAGUUAGCAAAGGCAGGCAAUGCUAUGAGCCAAAGUCAAGCCCUGUCAUAAAGCAAAUGCCUGCUUACAAAUUCACUGUCCAGUACCUGAACUUGGCAAAAACAUGGCUGGCAUUGCUAAAACACAGAUGCUCCUAAGAAGUACUGGGCACUAAGUAUUCAUGUAAACACAUCCCAGAAGGCUAGUACAGGUAUACCCCAAUGUAGAGUUAUGGUAUAAACAAAAUCCUGGGAGAUGGUACAGGAACACACCGACCCACAGUAAAGACAAGGAUAGGAGGACAGAACGAUGGGUGGAGAUGUUUUGUUUGAACCAGAAGGUACAAGGGGUAGUGUCGGUAACAUGUUGGCAAUACAUCUGGAGUGUAAUAAGAGUGUAAUAUGUAAUUGAUAUGUAUCAAAGAGAAAUCAAAGAAGGGGCACCUUUGUCCAGUCGAGGGAGCAGCAGAAAGUCCUGCUGCUGACUCAUCUGAGUCCAUUGUCACGGGCAUACAUGUGUUAGCGUACCUGUAGACAUGGAUCCAGGGAGCUACACCCAUGCUUCGUAGGCAAUAAACCUGGCCGAGUGCCUUUGCCCCCGAA
This is a messenger RNA of Chelonia mydas (Green sea turtle), 3917 nucleotides long. RefSeq names its product C-C chemokine receptor type 5. The transcript has 2 exons. Gene Ontology annotation, cellular component: membrane; cytoplasm. Gene Ontology annotation, biological process: inflammatory response; positive regulation of monocyte chemotaxis; G protein-coupled receptor signaling pathway. Gene Ontology annotation, molecular function: C-C chemokine receptor activity. Lineage: Eukaryota; Metazoa; Chordata; Testudines; Cheloniidae. The record is from RefSeq and is a predicted model, not a curated record. The coding region runs from base 1003 to 2076 and encodes 357 amino acids.